This is a messenger RNA of Medicago truncatula (barrel medic), 2440 nucleotides long. RefSeq names its product subtilisin-like protease SBT3. NCBI's taxonomy places the organism in Eukaryota, Viridiplantae, Streptophyta, Magnoliopsida, Fabales, Fabaceae. Gene Ontology annotation, molecular function: serine-type endopeptidase activity. Gene Ontology annotation, biological process: proteolysis. The coding region runs from base 74 to 2362 and encodes 762 amino acids. The record is from RefSeq and is a predicted model, not a curated record. The transcript has a single exon.
UAAUUUUCGUUUCCCUAUUUAAAACACAUUGCUUCUCUAUAUCCUUACUUCAGAUACAAAAAACCUUUCUAUCAUGACUAACCAUAUUUCUCAAUGCAUAGUGUUCUCUUGCAUUACAUUCCUUCACCUUCUUUUCAUCACAAUAGCUCAAUCUGAUAACUAUAUCAUCCACAUGGACAAAGCAGCCAUGCCCAAAGUAUUCACAACCCACCACACAUGGUACCUAUCAACUCUUUCCUCAGCAUUAGAAAAUCCACAACUCACAACAUCAAGCAAUAAUCUCAACUCUCUAUUUUCUUCCAAGUUAAUUUACACCUACACACAUGUCAUGAAUGGUUUUAGUGCUAAUUUAUCACCAAAAGAACAUGAAUCCCUCAAAACUUCACCAGGCUACAUUUCAUCCAUAAAAGAUUCACACAUGAAACUCGACACAACACAUUCACCUCAGUUCCUCGGCCUCAAUCCCAACAAAGGCGCUUGGCAUGAUUCGAACUUUGGCAACGACGUAAUUGUUGGUUUAAUCGACACCGGAAUUUGGCCCGAAAGCGAAAGCUUUAAAGAUAAUUUAAUGUCCGAAAUUCCUUCAAAAUGGAAUGGACAGUGUGAAAAUAGCAUUCUUUUCAAUUCAUCUCUUUGCAACAAGAAACUCAUUGGUGCCAAAUUCUUCAACAAAGGAUUGCAAUCCAAAUAUCCAAACAUAACCUUAGGUUUAAACUCCACUCGUGAUUCACAUGGUCAUGGGACUCACACUUCAUCAACAGCAGCUGGAAACAGAGUUGAUGAUGCUUCAUUUUUUGGUUAUGCACCUGGAACAGCUUCAGGAAUAGCUUCAAAUUCACGUGUAGCUAUGUAUAAAGCAAUAUGGGAUGUUGGAGUUUUAUCAUCUGAUGUAAUAGCCGCAAUUGACGCGGCAAUAUCAGACGGUGUUGAUGUUCUUUCACUAUCAUUUGGUAUUAAUGACGUGCCUUUGUAUGACGAUCCUGUUGCCAUUGCAACAUUUGCAGCUAUGGAAAAAGGUGUUUUUGUUUCCACUUCAGCUGGUAAUAAUGGUCCUGCCCUUGAAACUCUUCACAAUGGAACACCUUGGGUCAUAACUGUGGCUGCUGGAACUAUGGAUAGAGAAUUUCAAGGGACCCUUACACUUGGAAAUGGUAACACAAUCACGGGGUUGUCACGUUAUAUAGGAACAUUUUCUUCCAAUAACGUUCCAAUUGUUUUCAUGGGUUUAUGUGACAAUGUUAAGGAAUUGAAAAAAGUGAAAAACAAGAUUGUUGUGUGUGAAGACAAGGACGGAGCUAGCCUUUUUUAUCAAGUCGAUAAUUUGGAUGAAGCAAAAGUUCUUGGGGCUGUUUUUAUUACAAAUGUUACAAACAUAUACUUUUCAGAAAAUAGUUUUGCAUCCAUCAUUGUUGAUCCAAUCAAUGGAGAAGUAGUCAAAGCUUACAUCAAGAGUUAUAACUCUAAAAACUCUACUUCAAAAGCAAGCAUGUCUUUCAUGAAAACAGUUUUUGGAAUUAAACCAGCACCUAGUGUUUCUUCUUAUAGUUCAAGAGGGCCUUCAAAUAGUUGUCCAUAUAUUUUGAAACCUGACAUCACUGCUCCUGGUACAAAUAUCUUAGCUGCAUGGCCCACAAAUGUUCCUGUGAUGGGUUUGGGGACUCAUAAGAUCUUCAACAAGUUCAAUGUGAUAAGUGGAACAUCUAUGGCAUGUCCUCAUGUUGCAGGUGUCGCGGCACUUUUGAAAGGAGCACACGGUGAUUGGAGCCCUGCCGCGAUUCGGUCGGCAAUUAUGACAACGUCGGACAUAAUUGAUAAUACUAAGGAACAUAUUAAAGACAUUGGAAAUGAUAAUAAAGCAGCAACUCCUUUUGCAUUGGGAGCUGGUCAUGUUAAUCCAAAUAGAGCACUUGACCCUGGUCUUAUUUAUGAUGUUGGUGUACAAGAUUAUGUUAAUCUUCUUUGUGCACUUAGCUACUCACAAAAAAACAUCACUGCCAUCACAAGAUCUUCUUCGAAUGAUUGCUCUGAACCUUCUUUGGAUCUUAACUACCCUUCUUUUAUUGCAUUCUUCGAUAAUGGGAAUUCUUCUUCAAGGACAACCCAAGAAUUUCAUAGAACAAUUACCAAUGUUGGUGAGGGAGAAACAGUUUAUGUUUCUAGCAUUACUCAGGUUGAAGGGUUCCAUGUCAGUGUUAUCCCAAACAAGUUGGUAUUCAAUGAGAAGAAUGAGAAACUAAGCUACAAGUUGAGGAUUGAAGUGGCAAGAACGACAAAAAUGAAGAAAGUGGCUUUUGGGUAUCUAACUUGGAUGGAUACGAAGCAUGUGGUUAGAAGUCCAAUUGUGGUCGCAAUACUCGGAUAGAAAUAGUAGAUUUUUAUAUUGUUAUUAUGAUUGUGUAUUGUUAUGAUGUUGGAGUAGCUAUUAAUUAUAAUCAAAUAA